Molecule: messenger RNA, 2863 nt
Organism: Syngnathoides biaculeatus (alligator pipefish)
Lineage: Eukaryota; Metazoa; Chordata; Actinopteri; Syngnathiformes; Syngnathidae
Product: rho GTPase-activating protein 4-like
Exons: 22
Coding region: 148-2814 (888 amino acids)
Biological process (GO): negative regulation of cell migration; signal transduction
Cellular component (GO): cytoplasm
Source: RefSeq, a predicted model, not a curated record
AGCAACAGCAGCUGUGUUCAAUGAUGACCUCUAAUCAGUGUUUUUGUGUGUCUGCGUGUUGACCCCCAAAGAGCUCCAUUGACACCCAGACCCUCUCCCGGGAGGAGCCCCCCAUGUGCAAGUACAACGAAAGAGAAAGCAGAGUGAAUGUGCGACUCAGACGAGUUCCACUCCACCCACAUCGGAUGUGAGGGCGAGGCGAGAGUUGCGCGGUGUCACUGGGCCACCCACUGCACACACACGACACCACAGGAGUCGGGCCUGCUCCUCAUCAGGUCAGUUUUCCAACUUGCCAAAGUUGGAAAUCCUGCAGACGUCCACCCACUUGUGGCAAACAUGGCUUCCCACGUGAAGUUCAGGAAAGACAAAGUCGGCGUGCUGGACUACGACACACAAAUUAAGGAGGUUCGCUGUCAGCUGGUCGAGCAACUGAAAGUGAUGGACGUGCAGCUGGAGCAGAAGAGCCAACAUCUGCACGACUUUGCCGACUACCUGCGCCGGCGAAGUGAGAUCGAGAGCGAGUACUCGCGAUCCCUGGAAAAACUGGCUGAAAGGUUCACCAACAGGAUCAAGAGGAGGGAGGCGAGCGGUCACUCUGUGGCCCAGAUGUGGUUGGCGCUGCUGUCGCAUACGCGCGAGGAGAGUAAAGACCACAACCAGCUGAGCGACGACUGCGUUGCUUUCCUCAUCCAACCGCUCCACCAUUGCCUGGAGUACACGCACAGACUGUCCAAGAAGAGUAAAGAGAUCUGCGCUCAGCUUCAGGACGGCCUGCUCAAGGCGACGGCGGAACUUCAGACUGCGUGGCGAACGUAUUCCCACUACCAUGCUGACUACCUGUGCGCAGACGGCAAGUUGAAGGAGGCUGAGAAACAGGAAGAAAAGCAGAAGCAAAACGCCAAGAAACUGGAAAGGCUCAUUGAGAAGCGGCAAGGAAAAGUUCAAGAUAUUUACUUAAAGUGCAGCAAGGCCAGAAAUGAUUACCUGCUCAACUUGGCUGCCGCCAACGCUUCCAUGAAGAAGUACUACCUCCAGGACAUCUCCACCCUCAUGGACUGUGCAGACGUGGGCUACCACCUGUCUCUGUGCCAAGCGAUGCAAGGCUACCUGUCCGGUCAGCGUCAGGUCCAGCAGAACUUGACUUUGGGCCUGCACCUUCUCCAGGAAUCUGUGUCCGGCCUGGACAAGGACCGGGAUCGAGAUGCAGUCCUGCAGGACCACCGCGUUGCCUUUUGCUUGCCUCUUCGCUUCCACUACCAGCCUCAUGAUGGAGACCAGGUUUCAGAGAUUACUGCAGAGAGCCAGAUGAGGUGGGAGCUGGAAACCAGAUUCAAACAGAUCCAGAGCAGGUUGAGAGCGGUGGUUCAGGAAACACAGGAGGCGAACAAGAGCAUGUCAGCAGCUCAAUCUUCUUUGCUUGAAACUAUGGCCGACGUGGACUCUGAGCCAAACGGGAGCCAGGAGGACGGCUCGGAGACCCCGCUGACCCGGCCCAGCAUGACCCGCCGAAGAGCUAACCAGCAAGAAAUGGAGAACGUCUACCUCACUAGGGUCAAAGAGUUCCUGGUCAGCACCUCUUUGGAGUCCAAGCUGCAAGCCAAACAUGACUUGCUGAAAGUGGCUGUGGAAAAAGGCCAAGCCUUAAAUAGAAAUCUACCGAGACACAACGGGAACUCUGGAUGUGUUCGAAAAACUCCUUCCAGCGGCAAUUUAUUGCACAACCCCAAACUUUUCAACGGUGACUUGCUGUCCUUCAUGCAGGCGUCAGGCCAGCAGAUUCCAGUUGUGGUGGAAAGUUGCAUCCGCUUCAUCAAUCUCAACGGCCUCCACCACGAAGGCAUUUUCAGGGUGUCGGGUUCUCAGGUGGAAGUCAACAACUUGAGGGAUGCAUUUGAGCAAGGCGGAGACCCUCUGGCUGAGCACAAAUCCGACCUGGAUUCUGUUGCAGGAGUGCUCAAGAUGUAUUUUCGAGAAUUGAAGAAUCCGCUUUUCCCCGCAGACAGUCUCAGUCGGCUGCUGGAGUAUGCAUACAUAAAAAAUGAUGGCGAGAGGGCUGAUCAACUGAAAAGUGUCAUCUCGUCCUUCCCCGAGCCGCUAAUUGUCGUCAUGAGAUACCUCUUCGCUUUUCUCCAUCACGUGUCCCAGUACAGUGAUGAGAAUAUGAUGCAACCGUACAACCUGGCCGUGUGCUUCGGUCCCAGCCUGCUCCGAGGGACUGGGGAUGAGCAGCGGGACGGGCACGACGCCGUCACCUUGCAGCCGCAGAUCAACGCCCUGGUCAAGAGCUUGAUCGUCCAACACGAGAGUGUCUUCCCUGGUCAGAGCGAGUUGCGAGGUCCGGCGUAUGAGAAGUGCAUGUUGCCGGAACAUGAUGACGGUGAUCCCAACUUAGAAGAAGGGGACGCCGAGGCAGACGUCUGCAAAGUUGCAGAUGUGGAAGUGGGACACCCGGUCAAUCGCAGUAACUCGGCCACAGAAGCUCUGCUGAAACCGAGCGAGGCUUCCAAAGCUAACAAGUGCGGACUGUUGGACCACCGGAGGAGUGCGUCUGUACCAUUCGCAGACACCGUCCCCUCAGGUGCUGGAAAGGUCAUCCUCCAGAUUCCCACCGGGCCCCAAGGCCGACCGAGGAGGAUCCACUCUCCUGGUUUUGCCCGUAGAGAACAGAUGCACGUCUCCCCUGAGGAUGUCGUCAAAGUCGACAAGGAGGUGCGUCGCCAGAUGAACUCUGUCUUCAAAGAGCUCAUCUCCAAGCACAAGCUGCAAGAGCCCUCCUGUUCCUUUCCAUACGGCCCGAAAGAGAAGAGAGCGUGAGGGAGGAGAACUGAGGCCGGGAGGGGGGGGGGAUGCUACUGGAAUGAGG